This is a messenger RNA of Rangifer tarandus platyrhynchus (Svalbard reindeer), 906 nucleotides long. Lineage: Eukaryota; Metazoa; Chordata; Mammalia; Artiodactyla; Cervidae. The record is from the annotation of a GenBank genome assembly.
AUGGCAGACGAGGUGAAGCCCAUUAGCCCGCUCAAGAACCUGCUGGCCGGCGGCUUUGGAGGCAUGUGCCUGGUGUUCGUGGGACACCCGCUGGACACCGUCAAGGUCAGACUGCAGACGCAGCCCCCAAGUUUGCCUGGACAGCCUCCCAUGUAUUCUGGCACCUUUGACUGUUUCCGGAAGACUCUGAUGAGAGAGGGCAUCAGGGGUCUAUAUCGGGGCAUGGCCGCCCCCAUCGUCGGGGUCACCCCCAUGUUUGCCGUCUGCUUCUUUGGGUUUGGUUUGGGGAAGAAACUGCAACAGAAACACCCAGAGGAUGUGCUCAGCUACCCCCAGAUAUUUGCAGCUGGGAUGUUAUCCGGAGUAUUCACCACAGGAAUUAUGACCCCUGGAGAGCGGGUCAAGUGCUUGUUACAGAUUCAGGCUUCUUCAGGAGAGACCAAGUACACUGGUCCUUUGGACUGUGCGAAGAAGCUAUACAAGGAGGCUGGGAUCCGAGGGAUCUACAAGGGGACUGUACUCACGCUCAUGCGAGAUGUUCCAGCCAGUGGCAUGUAUUUCAUGACAUAUGAGUGGCUGAAAAAUAUCUUCACUCCAGAAGGAAAGAGCGUCAAUGAGCUCAGCGUGCCUCGGAUCCUGGUAGCUGGGGGUUUUGCAGGAAUCUUCAACUGGGCUGUGGCAAUCCCCCCAGAUGUGCUCAAGUCCCGCUUCCAGACUGCGCCUCCUGGGAAAUAUCCUAAUGGUUUCAGAGAUGUGCUGAGGGAGCUGAUCCGGGAUGAAGGCAUCACAUCCUUGUACAAGGGCUUCAAUGCAGUGAUGAUCCGAGCCUUCCCAGCCAACGCGGCCUGUUUCCUGGGCUUUGAAGUUGCCAUGAAGUUCCUUAACUGGGCGGUGCCCAACUUGUGA